AUGGCCGUCAGGAGAGGGAAAUUCCGAGCUUUCUUGAAGUCCAAGAAUCCCACAGAUGAAAGCCACGAUGAAAAAAAUUCCUCUACAAACACUCAAGAUAUUGAAAUCGAAGUGGAAGUCUCAGUUGGACCAAGAGGUAAGAUUUUAUUCUUCAGAAACUUGUCCUAUCUACAUUCGUGUCAACAAACCUAACUAUGCAAAGUACAAAUUUAUUGAUUUUGCUUUAUAAUCUUAAUAAAUUCGAUUAGAGUCAUUAUUAUUGAUUAUUAUUGACAGCGUCGCGAAGACGGAACUUUCUCGAUCGAUCCCCGGUGCAACACAGGAGAACACGAUGAAAACCUGAUUUUGAUCCGAUUACAUACAAGCUUUACCUCGAAGAGGAUAAAAAAUAUCCAAUUGUUUAUCUUUUCAAUGAAAUCUUUGGGAUACUUCAACAGUUGAUUGCGUAUUUAACGGUAAAUUAUUCGACGUAUAUGAAGCUUUUAACAUUAAAUGCAACGAACUUGCUUGCUCUUUUAGCGACUAUUAUUCAGCAAAUCUUUUUCCAAUAUUCAACAUCAAUUUAGUCAAUCUCUAUGAUCUUUUUCGCUAACUUAUCGAACGGCUCAAUUAAAAAGUUGUAUAUAGAAAAUCUGUUUACAUUUUUUUUGCAGCAAUCACGGUGUUCAACAAAGACAAACCUUCACAGUAGCGAUAUUUGCCUUAACCCUUUAAGCCCCGAUAUCAACAUGUAAAUUCUCGUCACUGUUCUCCAUAUGUUUCUUAUUUUACUGAUUUAGAGAAUUUGUUCAAACAUCGAGACAUUUCAUAUUUGGUGAUCAUUUCAUUCAUUCUCGUGAUCUGUACAUUUGAUCAGGCGGUGAUAUUGAAAGGAUAAAUUAGAUGCUGGUCACUAUUGAGGCUUAAAGGUUAAGUAUCAAGCCGAUUUCAGACCUAUCAUAUUCGCAUGAUUCAGUACUACUAAAUCAGACGAAUAUUUUUUCAUUCAAAUUUUCUUUAUUGUCAUUUAUUCCUAUUUAUACUUUCAAAUACUGAAUAGUCAGAAUACUUAUCGAAGCCCACCAUUAAGCUCACCAUCUGGUAUUUUUUUCCUGUUCCUAGGAGAAAUUAGCGACGCAGAUGUAGAAAUCGCUGGUGGUAACGAUCAGCCUUACAUUCCAGGGAAUCCUGGACUUUUCAUCACCGAUAUAAGGCCUGGAGGCGAGGCGGACAAACUUUUGAGUCCUGGAUGUCAAAUAGUAAAGGUCAGUUAUUUCACAGAAAUCCUCAAAGCUUCUAUAAUGCUCUACGUAGUACUGGAACGAGAAUGAGGGAAGAGAGCAAGUGGAUUGGAAGGAAAAAGGGGUGGGGUGGGGUGGGGUGGGGUUGGAAGGGGGAGGGGUUUAGGCAAUAUAGAAGGGUGUUAAAAAAACUGAUAAUAACCUUGCAGUGAUGCCUCCUAGCGUGUUGCUUCAUACAUUUUUUGAUAAGUACACAACACGUUUUUAUUCAGUAAUAGUGUCACGAGUAACAUAAGUGUUUUUCGUCAUUUCAUAAUAACCACCGCGUACUGUAUAGCUCUAUCAACUAUUGCAGCAUAGGACCUAUACGGGCUGUACCCCUUCAUAGGUUCAAUUUAAAGCUGCUUUCAGUCUUUACCAACCAAUCAGUCAAAUGGCAAGAAAAAGUUUAUACUGCAUAAAUUGCUGGUUGUUAAAGUUGCGGUACUUCAAAUCAGGCUCUCAGCAGUUCUCCAUACCUCCAUGCCUUUAGCAAAGCGAGCCAAUGAGAAGUAUAGCGCUAAUAAUUGAUAGUGCCGGACCUCUCGGAGAUUUCUCACCUGCUCGCUUCGGUCGAGACCUUAAACUUUCUGGUUUGUGAAGAAAUACUCGUGCUGGAGCGCUGACAGUGAGGGCCUGUUUUCAGUCUAAUAGUCCCGUUGCUAUUAUAAGAGAAAAAAAAAACAGGGUAUUGUAGUUCUUUUACUUAUAUAUAUGCCAGAUUGAAGAUGUCGAUGUUACAAAUGUGCCCCGUCAAGUGGCUGACAGUUUGCUCGAGUUUGCUGAUAAAUGGGCACGGCUACAUGUCAGGAUGCCCAAAGGCUUAGACGAGGUGAGCUUUAGUACAAGAAUUGAUAUGCAGUCAAAAUCACCAAAAUCAAGCAAUCAGUCAAUCAAUACAUUAGUUGAUUACUCAGUAAGUUAGUCACUUGACUUUGUAAAAGGGACUCAUGAUUUGUGGUUCACACAGUUCAAUAGCUAGCCACUCAGUCAGCCAGUGGGUUGUUUAGUUAGACGGUUAGUCAGUCAGUCACUCAAAACAAUCAGUUAGUCAGUCAACGGGUCAGCCUGCCAGUCAGUCAACCAGCCAAUCAGUCAGCCAAUCAGUCAGUCAACCAGUCAGUCAACCAGUCAAUCAGCCAGCCAUUCGGUCAGUCAACCAGUCAGUCAGUCAGUCACUCUGUCCGUCUGUCGGCCAGCCUGUCAUUUCACUUUCAUAGUCAGUCUGUCACUUUCAAUUAACAUGGUAGUGCAUAAAUUGAAUCAUUAAAUCCAUGGGUUUUUCUACUCCCUCCUAGUCUAAUUGAUUUCUAUCAGUCCCUUAAAUUAUUUAAUGUAUCUCGGGUGUCCUUAGGUCUCUGAGGUGUCUUCAAAAGUGGUUUCUUGGGGAACAGUGACCUUUGACACCGACAACAGCGACUCAGGAGUCGGGAGUACCAGUGGAAUAUUGGAAAAGGAAUUCAAAUCAAACUUAGACGCAAGCGAGAAAGUUACUGUGAAAAUUGCGGUUGGACUUUGGGGUAGGUGAAUCCAGAUACCUGAAGUAGCUCUAUUAAAAAAAAUUCUUACCCCCCCAAAAGAGGAUCGUCUUGUAAAGAAUGCGAACAUAUGUAUGUGCCACUUUUUUUCCGUUAGGACAACUUUUGCCUCUUGAUUUUGAGAUAUACGGGGGACAGGAUGAAAAGUCAAUAGACGGAGAUACGGGAAUCUUCAUUAAGGAGAUAAAAGAAGACAGCUCAUUGUCGAAAGACGUCAAAGUCGGAGAUAAAAUUUUUAAGGUAAGAUGCAUUUUGGUUUCAGACCAUACCUCACUUGUGCGACCAUACCCUUUAUUUCAACCGCUUUGUCGUCAAAGAUUUGGGUUCCUGAAUAGCUCGUCUCUGUUGAUCGUCUUAAAAUGCAAAAUGUUAUUUCAAGAUUUUAUUGAACUUAGUUCUCUGCCACUUAAUCUACGCUUCGAUCCACAGGUUAAUGGUAUUGACGUCACAAAUGUUCCUCAGCACGCGUUCUUCAACUUAUUACGUGGCGCUGACAAAGUAGUUAAGAUGCAAAUCGCGAAGACUUCCGUCGCAAAGGUUAGUAGAAAUUUUCUAUUUUUGAUGGAACACACCUAAUUUGAAGUUUCAAAGUGGUUUUUAUGCUGGGUGAGAGUGCUCGUCUUCUAGAUCGCUGUGGCCUGGGUUCGAUUUUUGGACAUGGAAUUACUUGUUGGCUAAGUUUUUUGUUGGUUCGUGUCCUUGCUUCCAGAUUUCUUCUGUCGGUUUUCAUUCGGUACAAUUUUCGGUUAGCUGUUCAAGUAUGUAGUUAGUUACCUUUUCAAUUACUUUUAAAAAAUGAUUUAUUUAUUGUUUACUGCUUUUGGUCAGGAUGAUACAGAAAUUCGGGUUUUCGAAGAUGAGGAAACUGGGGAGAAUGAAAGAAUUAUAGAAAUUUCAACUGGUCCUAAAGGUAAUGGAAUUGUAAUUUUGCAGGACUAACCAUGCUAAACUCAACGUUUUAAAAUGAAAACUACGUGAUCUACUUUCUUCUCAGCUAGCAAAAUUUAUCUUGCAGCUAAUUAGGAUAUUCCAAAAGACUGAGUUCUGUAUACCGUGAACCUCUUGCAAUUCGAAAUGACUAGUGUAAAAUUUAAGCAGUUUGCCUGUUUUUGCCUUCAGGUCGCACUUGUUUUUGAUGAUGUUAACCUUGGAGGACUUUCGAUCCAGCGGAAAUAGAGUGCAUUAAUAAUCAGGCCGACCUAUUUUAGAGAAUCAGAGUUAAAAUAAUUUCAACAUUUUGCUCACAGGACGGAUUGGUAAACUUGGAUUGAAGAUCAAUGGUGGACGAGAUAGGCCUGUUGUACCAGGAGAUCCCGGGAUUUUCAUAACAGCUGUCAAAAGGGGAAGUUUAUUGAAAAGAGUCAUUGGUCCUGGAGACAAAAUACUUAAGGUUAGUAUCUUUCCAGAGAGAAACGCAAGUUUUUUUUUGAUCUUCAGUAAGAUAAAGAUGCACUGAGAAUGCGCUCUACUCAGCCGUUAGACGCGUCAGAAGAUUCUAGAGGCCGUGAUUUAAUGCUCAACUGUGAUUGGAGGAUUUCCAUUAGGAAUUUCAAAAGGAGGAUCAGACCAAACCUCUGUACAAAUUACAGGGGUCAGUAUGAAACCAAAGAUAUCCUCUCAUAUCAAGGUCUUCCGUUUUUUUAAUGUUUUAUUUUUAUUACACAGAUUGAUGGUGCGAAUGUAACAAACGUUCCAUUAAGAGUUGCUUUCGACAAGAUAAAAGAAGCAGACAGACGAGUGAGGCUACACAUCAAAAAAGCGGAUACCAGUGAGGUAUGCUUGCAUUAAAAAAAGGUUCACUCCUAUUACAAACGCAUUCGGGAUUUUUUUUCCAGCGAAACCAAUAGUUACUUUUCUUAUCCUGUGAAUAGCCUAUAUCGUUAGAAGCUCUGCGACCCACAGACUGAAACUCUUCAACAGGCUUGGCUUGAAAUUGAUACGGCCUUGUGGACUUUGAGAUUGUCGUGAUGACCAAGUAACCCUUUACACAGUAACAUCAAUAUGCAAUUUCUCCAUACUGUUCUCUAUACAUUUCCCAAGGUGCUGACAAGGAGAAUUUGUUUAACGAUCAAUAGCUUCUUUAGUUGGUGAUUGUUUCCUUUAUUUCCGGAUUAGCGAAAUGAACUGCGAAUUCUAUUUUAAUCUAAGGUUAAAGUCACUUCACCGCAAAAUUUCAGACCUCACACGUUAUGCUUCCUUCGGCACCCUUCAUGCUUUACGUUUCAGGUGCAACGAUGAUCUUGGAGCAGAAAUAUCGGCCUGUAAGAGCGCAUGCCAACCCAGCAACACUUUAAAGCCGAUAUGGUUGUUAGUUCCUGGGCUUGUUCCGAAGUAUGCUUUCCCAGUUAUCCGCAUUUUUUCUUCCUCCACAAAGUACAAAAACGUGGAUGAUUCACUGCUGCUUCACUUUUCAGAAAACUGUUUGAAUCAACUACUUAGCAGGCACCGAUGUCACUAAAAUAGGCACAUACAUAGUUGAACACUGUAUUUUCACUUUGCAGCAUGACAUUUCGGAAAGAAAACGAAAGAGUUUCGCGCAGCAGGCCGCGAGGUCUUUUUCUGAAGAGCAGUUGCAAGGUUAGCGUUUGUAUCAUCUUUAACCCUGAAAGAGUUGUCGCCUCAGACUUAGCCAUCUUAUGAAAGGCGAUUGUCUUCUUUUGCAGAAUACAAGACAGCAUUUUCAGUGUACGACAGAACCGGAUCGGGUAAAAUAUCUCUGAAACAAGUCAUGCAACUAUGUCGUUCGCUUGGCUAUAAUCUCACAUCAACCGACAGGGAUGUCAUCACUACUGAAUAUAGCUUAACAGGUGAGACCGUCACGCCAGGCCUUGAUAAACCAAGUAGCCCAUCCUGUAUAAGUUUUUUCGCAUUUCUGUAGCAGAAAGUUUCUGAAAACAUUGCCAUUCCUCCCUGGAUGGUAUCCUGGCCAUUGCAGAUCUCCCCUCCCAAUAUUUCGUCGGAUUUUCCUGUUAGCUCGCCGAUAUCCACAUGAUCCGUAAGUAUGAUUAUGUGGAGAAAUUAAUUCGCCCUCAGCAUAAUGGCCUGGGCGCGAACUUGGAUCUCUCAAGGGAUCGGAUAUUAUUUAUCGCUAGGGGGGUCGGAAGGGGAUCGGUGUCAUGAUGAAAAUUUACCCGAUCCCCCAUAAGGCUCUGUAAUGUUCUACUGUUCCCCCUUUAUUCUCUGUUGGCGACGACUGAUCCUCACCCCGUCCCCCUGAAAACCAUCUGCUCAACCAAAAAUCCUUCGACCCCUCCCUAGUCGAUGAAUAAAUGAAUGAUGAUCAGUCUUUAAGUUUAGCGCUCCAACUAAUCAAUAACUUGUCGCUUGUCAUGCGAUACUUAAAAGAUAAAAUCCAAAACCUUGUCUAUUUUUGUGUAGGUGACGGUAAAAUCUCUUUCCUGGAUUUCAUUCCAAUAAUAACCAAAAUCAGCUCUUUUCAUCAAAGCGAUUCAGAUCUGAUGGAUGCAUUUGAAGUGUUCGACCGAGAGGAGAAGGGUUUUUUCAGACUACAUGAGCUUGAAGACGCUUUAAAAAAAAUGCCGGGUUCGGGGGAGAUGACAGAGGAUGAACUUGCGGACAUUCUUCAGUUAGCAGAUCCCGAUGGUGAUGGACAUGUUAUCUUUGAAGGUUGGUAAGAGAGGAAUUGAAAAUAGAAAAGCAAAAAUUAAAAGGGUCGUUUUUUGCAUCUCUUUUAGCUCUCGAAGGUUUCUUCCUUUUUCUUUCCUUUUUUUUCUUUUGCUGUAGUGUCUCUUGCUCCUUUACAUCCUUCUUCUCUCUCCCAACCCAGCUCUUCUCUCUCUCUCUCCUUUCCCUUUUUCUGCCCCUUAAACUCUUCUUUCCCCUCCUUCAGUAUCUCUUGUCCUUCACACAGAUGCGUACUUUCUAUUAAAUUCUAUCUUCUGCUUUACUUGCGCAUCCUCCUCCUCUUCCUUUGCUUUCUCCUUCUUCUAUUUCCCUUUCUUCGGCUUCUCGUCUACAUCUUCAUCGGCCCUGUCUUUCUCCUUCUCCUCCAUAACGCGUACCGAACUCCUCCUCUUAUCCUUCUGCUGCCUUCUCCUUCUCUCCUCUCUUUUCUCUUCUCAGAUCACGUAGGAACCCUGAUCGAAUGUAACGUUACUCCUCGCCUGAUAAUUGAGGAGGAGAACUAGGCCGUUAUCCAAGGUUACUACAAUUGUAAUGCCAGUGCAUUCUGACUUCUAAUAAUUAUGAUAAUACAUUUCCUUGUUUUCUCUCCAGAAUUCCAAAAUCUCAUGUUGCCUCUCUUCAACCAAAGCUAAUCCAGAAAAUUUCUAUGUUUGCUGAAUUGCGACAAGACAACUAUGGCCAAUGAUGAAAUUAUUUAACAGUAUGCGCUAAGGACAAGAACUGAAACCGUAAACAACAUCAGAAUAAUAUUCUUCCGACAUCGAGGAAAAGUAUUUGGACCAUGAUCGGUUAUGAAUGCAGCUAAUGUUGGCAUAACAUAGUUCAUAUAUAUGAUGUGGAUUGGCAAAAUCUCGCCAAUUUAUGGCAAAAUUUCAUAAAAACCAAUCACUGGAUGAAAAUUUGCAGAUAAAUACGCAUAGUAUAAAUCUAUUUUGGUGAAAGUUCAUGUUUUAACGGAAAACGCACAGCUAUCGAUCGAUUACUGGCUGGGAAGUAUGUCAUUUGACAAGAUAAAGGAGGAAUAUCCUCAUGAAUCCUCUAAAGAGAAAUGAAUAUGUUUUUAGACUUAUUUUUUUAGAUGAAGUAAUCGGUUACCCACGCUAAAAAGGAUUUAAAUGAUAGAUAAUUUUUUUUUGACUGUCAUACAGUGAAGUCUUGAUCCGCUCAAUAAAAGAAAUUUGUAUAUGAUCAUGAUCCUUCAAAAGUUACCUUUCCUUAGCCUUCAAUUCAUGAAAGUAACGUAUGAUGUGUGAUACAUUGUUACUUUAAAAACGUCAGGACCCCAUGACCAUUAUAGACUUCUGAAAACGUGUGUCUGAAAUCGAAAACUGUGUCUCUUUUCUCUGAUGUGUUGAGCAACGUUCAUAUAAAUCCCUUUUUUCCGCCCUUUACCCCACUCUUGCAGGUAAGUUAUGCUUCGUUAGAUGUGCUUCAUUAUGUGAAUCGUGAGGAAGUAUAUUGGACUAACCUUUUCUAGACACUGUACAUUGUGACUUUCUUAACGCUUUUUAACUGAAAUGGGGUGUUUCCAUGUAGACGCUAUUCAGGGACUUAUUGGUCUGAUUAUUUAAAAAAAAUAGCCGUUUUUAACAAACCCGCGUCCUAACCAGUCCACAAUUUAGUUGAACCGUUUAUCUAACCAUUUGUUUUUGUUAACAACGUCAAGAGAUUCGAAAGCUCAGCUAACAGUGGAAGGAUAUUCAUUUCAUCAAAUCAACUCUCUUACAGGGAGAGUCUGGAGCCAACUGAUUGCGUGAAACCGUGGUUUGGGUUAGACUGUAAAUAAGCGGCCCAAUGUAUUUUCCUCCCAUAUGCAUUGUUUUCCAUUGAUCUUGGUGCGACAUUGGUUUCUAAAGUCAAAGUUAACGUAUUAUUUACCUGAUUAUGUUAUGUCGCACUCUAUAGUAAAAAACUUCACACUUGCAGCUUUGUAACUACACUUAUCGCCGUUUAUUAUAACAGGUCAUCGCACUUCGUAACAAAAUAGGCUGUCACACCUGUUGCACUUUGUAAUAAACUUGGAAUGGAUUGUCGUAUGGCACGUAGAACUAAUGAGAUACGACAGCUUUUUUCAUUACAAAGUACAACAAGUGUUAUUAAAAAUAUGUCAGUUUCAUUACAGUGUGACAAGUAUCACAAUAUGAGACGCUUCUUAUAAAGCGCGGAAGAACAGAUCAUAUACUGGUUUUACCUCACCGAAUUAAUAUGUUGAAGUUUAUUCUGUAGCUAAUGAAUGAAUGUGUUAUUCUUUGAUCUCACUGGUUUUUCAAUUCACUGGUUUGUUAAUUUUGCACUUAUUUAUUAUUUCUUUAUGAUAAUUUUUAUGUGUGUAAACAUUCCAUUUCUGAUAUUCGUUGUCGGGACUUGACGAGGAAAACAGCUUCGAGCCAUAUGGUAAGUCUGAAGUCGUUUUGUUAAAUUUUUCCGCUGUCCUGUCAAGAUUUGGUUUUACUGUGCCUUCAUCUUGAGCAUUGUUGUGCUCAACUUUCCAAAGAUGUUUUAUAGAAUUUCGCACGGGGAGAAAUUUGCCGAUAUGUUUGAACUGAAUGAGACAAUAAUGUAAGAGUAUUCUGUUCAUUGAGAAUACAGCGCAUAUUGCAACUUGUAGACCGUGGAGUAUCUGUAAUCCUUUAAGAAUUAUGGAGGUGCUCUGACCUGUACCUAUUUAUUCUCGGAGAAGACACAGCUCGUGUUAUUCUCUAGUUUACAUGUCUCUGAAUUAAUAUGGUUUACAAAUUUCAAAUGCUACUUAGAAAAACAAUUCUAUUGAGCGCUCUCAGUUAUCGUUUGAAUUUGACGUGACAGCAUAAAGGAAGGCGAAAUCUGCUGUCAAUGUGACUCAAACAUGUUUGGGGCCUAGACAGACCAGCCAGUAAACCAAACCUUGUGUUCAUCGCUUUAAGGUGUGAACGACGGUAAAGUAUUGGAGAAAGUUCAUUCCAGCCGGUGUUAAUCUCUUGUCAAUAGAGGUGUUUAAAACAUUAGAAAAUAUGCAUCUGCUCCUGGCAUCUAUAACUAGAAAGUACAUUUAUUUAAUGGGAAAAUAACAGCAGUAGAGAAAGAUGAUAAAGAUUUGGCAGAGGCGUGAGGCAAUGCAACAUAUCGUUGCCCCCCAACGAUGAUUCGAGUUUUGCGCUACAGGCUGACCAUCCUGUAAAAGUAACAUUAAUACUGAGAUUUUUCGGACCACGAUACGUGGAAAAUUUGUUUAUACGUCCUCCAUUCGUGAUCGCCACACAUUUAUGCUUAUUUAUAUAGAAUGUAUUACAUUUCAACACACACUAGGUUGUCCACCUGUGCUAAAACCCUCUCAUACUGCAUUCCAACGCCCUCCCACUUAAGCUUCGAAGGCCUUAGUGGAUUGAGGAACUUUCAGUUGACUUUGGACUUUGCGCGAAACCAAGCUUAGAUGAUUCCGAAUUCUUGAUGCAGGGUCAGAGUUGCAAUAUUUUAUCAAUCAGAACUAAUUCAAGCAUUAAUUAUCAGGGACUGACAGAAUCAACACCGUGGAGUUCUCCAGAAAACAGAGCUGAAACAUUACAACAAGAUGGAGCAGAAACAUCAUCAUUAAACGAGAAAUCAAAGAGGCAGGAACGAGAACAGGAUCCACGUUCUGUUGAAAUGAUCGUUGAGGUACAAGUUACUGGUGAUUGACCGAUAAAUGGAUAGUUUUACUUCGCUUCGCUCAUUUGAUUAGUCUUGGAAAACUCUGAGCCAUAGUCAGAUGCAGCCAGAUGUGUGUCUGAAUCGUUACCUCGUCGCUCCCUGUUUCAUGCAUUUUUGACUGUUGGCUUGCUUUCACUUUGAGAUUGCGUCGUCAGCGGCUUUUAAUAUUUACAUUUUCUACAAUUGGCCGUUGUGAUUAAUUCGAUUUUGGCACCGCAACCCUCAGUUGAAUAGCGCUGUAGUGUUAUGCCAGUAAGGAUCAGUCAGAAUUUAUCACCAGGGGAGGGCAGAGGGGGGGAAGGGGUGGAAGAUUUUUAGGGGGGUCACGGUCCCCCCCCCCCACUUUCACUUUCCCAGGAGAUAAAUAAGUAAGCAAUCACAGUUUUCAUUGUCACUUUCUUUGCAGGUCAAUGCAACCCCUGAUGAGCGUGCGCAAGACCGAAAUAUUGCUGAGCACACGUUUCAUGGGGUAAAGGGUCACCUGGGACCAGAGAACAACAACAAGCCCGAAACAAAGAACAAAAAAAUGCUGCAUGCUGCAAAAAUGGUUCAACAAAUGACCAACGUUACGACAUUCCUUUCUUCGUUAAAAAAAGAGCCAGACUAUGUUUUUGUGGACAUUCCAAAGCAUCCUGACGGUAAGCUACUGCUAGAUGAUUCACUUUAUCUGAAAAUGGUGUUGGAUUAUCUGUUUACAAGACUUACCAAUUGAUUGACUGAUUAUCGAUUGAUAACUUGAUUGAUCGAUAUGUUUGAGUGUUGAGCAAAGUAAUUCUGAAAAUAGCGUCUUACAGUCUGUCUGAUAAUUUAUCUAACUCUCCCACUGCUUAAUGUAUAACUGUCUGAGUGACUGAGUAACUGAGAGAGAUAAAAAUGACCGACGGAAUGGAAACUGACACAUAAAUAUUUGAACUGACGUGCCAUUAAGUGAAGGAUAGAUAAAUCACCGGAUCGACUAAUUGACUAACUGGAUUCUAGUUCACUGGUUCUUUGCAUCACUCACGAACUCGACCCAACUCAUUUACUGACUCCUUACAUAACUGACUGACACGAGUUCUACUUUCGGCGAGCGACUUUUUUUUGAUUCAAAAACAUAUCAACCUGCCAGUUCUGAUUACAAUACCUUUACAGACCGGGCAGCUGACUUAGGUUUUACUUUACAUGGUGGUACUGGUAGUCCUGUCAUUCAUGGAGAUCUGGGUAUUUUCAUCGACAAGGUGAUUCCCGGCAGCUUGGUGGACAAGAAGCUGAGUCCUGGGGAUAGAAUACUAUCAGUAAGCUCACUUCUUUGAAACAAUGUUCAACAUAAUGACAACCAGGAAAAUUUGUGUUGAGUACUUCUAGGGCUUUACAAGUUGAUUAUAGAUAUUCAAAUUAUAACACCACUACUGCCGCCGCUGUCGCCACGGUAGUUAGCAUUAUUGUCAUUUUUUUUCCUCCGUGCCAUUUCCUUCCUUUCCUUUCUCUCGCAUUUCCUUGUUAUUUUCCAUUUUAUCCUCUUCUUCGUCAUUUUUCUCAUUCUCUCCAUUUCGCUUCAAUUCAUCCUCCUCUUUCUUCUCCUUUUCCCCUCUUCCAUUCUUUACCAAUCCCCCUCACACCCUUCCAUCUUCAGCCUCUCCCUUCCCUCUAUCAUCACCACCAACAUUAUUAUCCUUGCCUUGUACUCAUUACUCAUUCGGUUCUGUUUGUUAACAGUACUUAUUCCUAUUUUAAGAUAAACGGACUCAAUGUCACUAAAGUACCGCUGACAUACGCACGUCAGGCAGUGAGAAAAGCUAGGGGAACGGUCAAACUUUACGUCAAGAAAGCCCCAAAAAGACAGGUAUCAAUUAAAGUUGUAAGUGCCUCACACAACGCUAAUACUUACUUAUUUGCAUCGAUUAUCACAUGAUAUCAGAUUGCUUCGAAUGUGGCCUCCUACGAAUACUUUUUUGGAUUGUGACGUAACUGUUUCGGGGGGUUUGCGUGUCUUCCCGAGUGAAGCAUUUCAUAGAAGGCUUAGUGGACUGAUAAUAGUUGGAGUACAACAAGGGUAUAAGAUGGGCUCCACCCAGGGCCCCCAGACCCUGCUUGAAGGUAGACCGUGGAGAGAAUGGGUGUUCGAUAUGCCAACCACUCUACGUACGGUGUGGAGCACCAAGCUUGUCUGCAGAUGUCAAGAGUAAGAUAAAAACCUUAAUGGGUAAUAAAAUUGUUCUCGCCCUAGCAAAUAAUUAACAAAGCCAUAAGGAAAGAGAACGAACAAGACGUUCCCUUGUUCAGCGACGAGCAGAUCGAAGGUAAUUUCAAUUUUGUUGUUUGGUGUAAUUGCUAAAGUUUUAAACAACAUAUACAACUUUAGAAUCGAUCUUUUCUAUUAAGCUAACAAGAAUUUCGAAGUUUUUCUUGCGAUGAAACGACUAUCUCGAGUGGCUGAUGAACGAAUAGAGAAAAGAAUGACCUAAUAUAUAAUUAUUUGACCAACUAAGUAAUUACAACGGACUGAUAGACAAAAUAACUGAAUGACUCACCGGAUGAGUGACUGACUUACGGAAUAAAGGAGGCAAGUUCUUAUAGAAACUUUGAACUGAGUUGAUAAAGUAUAUUGGCCACCUCAGACUGGAGCAUCUAAAGCUGACGUUACGAGCAUUAGCCCCUCCUCAGAGCGAGCUAAUACUGAUUAACUGGCAGAUUAUCUAACUGGUUGACUUUUUGAUUGACUUCUUGGCUGAUUGACUGACAGACGAAAUGAGCUGCUGACUGGCUUGCAGCCUGACUUAUUCAUUGACCAACCAAUCGCUGAAUGAUUGGCUAACUGGCCAAGCAAGAUCAAAGAGAAAAAACACUUACUGUUUUGUUUCUUCUUAUUUACAGAGUUCGAAGAUGCUUUUUCCGUUUACGACGUACAGGGCACAGGAAGAAUCAAACUAGGAGCCGUUUUUCCUCUGAUUCGUUCACUGGGGUACAAUCCUCUCGAGGCAAAAGUGUGGGUCUUUAUGAAUGAACUGGACUUAACAGGUGGGAUGUACUGUAAUUGGUCGAUCCAAUUAUACUCAGAUCAAACUAAAAGACCGUCAAUUUUUUUAUCUGUAUGUUUAGUCAGUAGAUCACUGGUGUCCAAAUAUUGUCACAAAACUGACCCACAUGGAGAAAAUGAUUUACCUAAGGCUGAUAAGUGCGUAUGAAAACUUUAAGGAACAUUUCCAACCCCAAAGUCAAAGGGUCAUAAUUAUUCGUUCGAGAAAUGAAGUGAAUGAAAUUUUUUUUAUGCUUCUAGAAAAUGUUCAUAUUUCAAUGUUUAUUCUUUCGUAUCACUAGCAAACCGGAAAUUGAAGUUUGAAGAAUUUGUAAGACUAAUGGAGGCCUUAAUAAUUGAUGAAAACGAAAACGAAGAACCCUCGCUUGAUUCAAUCCGGGUAUUUGACCCAGAAGAACUCGGCUUCAUCGGCUCCGAAGAUCUGAAGAUUGCUCUGAAAAGCAUGCCGGGAAGUGCUUACAUGAGUGACUUCGAGCUACGAGAUAUUCUUCAAAAAGCUGAUCCUGACAAAGAUGGAAAGAUAGAUAUUCAAGGUAAUUAUUUGAAGGGCUACAGUUAUCUC
Messenger RNA from Pocillopora meandrina, 13686 nucleotides. The record is from the annotation of a GenBank genome assembly. Lineage: Eukaryota; Metazoa; Cnidaria; Anthozoa; Scleractinia; Pocilloporidae.